ACCUUGGGGGCGGCAUGGAUCUCAGCGAGCUGGAGAAUGACAAUACCGGCCGCUGUCGCCUGAAUUCGCCGGUGCCCUCAGUGUGCCUCAAGGAGCCUUGCGUCCUGGGCGUCGAUGAAGCGGGCCGGGGUCCUGUGUUGGGCCCAAUGGUCUAUGCCAUCUGUUAUUGCCCUCUGUUCCACCUCGCAGAUCUGGAAGCCCUGAAAGUGGCAGACUCAAAAACCCUGUCGGAGAGUGAGCGGAACAGGCUCUUUGCGAAAAUAGAGGAAGACGGGGACUUUGUGGGCUGGGCACUGGACGUGCUGUCUCCAAACCUCAUCUCUACCAGCAUGCUUGGCCGGGUCAAAUACAACCUGAACUCCCUGUCCCAUGAUACAGCUACUGCGCUGAUACAGUAUGCAUUGGACAAGGGCGUGAAAGUCUCCCAGGUGUUUGUAGACACAGUGGGGAUGCCAGAAACAUACCAGAAGCGGCUGCAGCAGUGCUUUCCUGGGAUCAAGGUGACAGUAAAGGCCAAAGCAGAUGCUUUGUACUCUGUGGUUAGUGCUGCCAGCAUCUGUGCAAAGGUGGCUCGUGACCAGGCCGUGAGGAACUGGCAGUUUGUGGAAAGACUGCAGGACUUUGAUGCGGAUUAUGGCUCAGGCUAUCCCAAUGAUCCCAAGACGAAAGCGUGGUUGAAGAAACAUGUGGAACCUGUCUUCGGCUUUCCCCAGUUUGUCCGGUUCAGUUGGCGCACAGCUAUGGCUGUCCUGGAGAAGGAGGCAGAAGAUGUUGUGUGGGAGGACUCAACAGUAGGAGACCAGGAGAGUGCUGGGAGGAUCACCUCCUACUUCCUUAAUGAAGGCCCUCGAACCUGCCUCCGUGUCCCUCACCGGUACUUCUAUGAGCGUGGCCUAGAGUCAGCCACCACCCUCUAGGAGCCAGCCUAUACUUCUAGCUGCCUUCCAGCAGGUGAUUAAAAGUGUUUAAAGAAGAGUGGAGGUUGUACUUGGGGGCAGGGACAGGGUGGGACAUGCUGUGCAGCUGGACUCAGCUAUUGCCUUUUGGAAUUUAAACAGGGCAUUAGUUGAAUGAUUUUGAUUUGGUUUUAUUUUUGAAAUACAUGACAUAAUUAUAUGACACAACAUUAGAGAGGCAGAAGCAAGAGGAUCACUUGAGGCUUGGCGCUAGUAGCUUAGUGAUCAGGGUGCUGGCCACAUGCCCCAGGGCUGGUGGGUUCAAAUGCAGCCCAGGUCAGCUAUAAAACAACAGUGGCAACAACAAAAAAAUAGCCAGGCGUUGUGGCUGGUGCCUGUAGUCCCAGCUGCUUGGGAGGCUGAGGCAAGAGAAUCACUUAAGCCCAAGAGUUUGAGGAUGCUAUCAGCUGUGUGCCACAAGGGUGACAUAGUAACAUUGUCUCAAAAAAAAAAAAAUGAUCACUUGAGGCCAGGAGUUUAAGACAAGUUGGUCAAUAUAGUGAGAACCCCAUCUUCUAAAAAAAAAAAUUUAAAUUUUAGCCGAGCAUGGUGGUGCAUGUGUAUAGUCCCAGCUACUCAGGAGGCUGAGGUGGGGAAAUAGCUUGAGCCCAGGAGUUCAUGGCUGCAUUGAGCUAUGAUAGUGCCACUGCAUUCCAACAUGGGUGACAGAGAGAACCUGUUUGUUAAAAAAUAAAAACCAGGCUCGGCACCUGUGGCUCAAGCGGCUAAGGCGCCAGCCACAUACAUACACCUGAGCUGGCAGGUUCAAAUCCAGCCCGGGCCUGCCAAACAACAAUGACGGUUGCAACCAAAAAAUAGCCGGGAGUUGUGGUGGGCACCUGUAGUCCCAGCUACUUGGGAGGCGGAGACAGGAGACUCGCUUGAGCCCAGGAGUUUGAGGUUGCUGUGAGCUAUGAUCUAUCCAGGGCAACAUCUUGAGGCUCUGUCUCAAAAAUAAAUAAAUAGGGCGAUGCCUGUGGCUCAAGGAGUAGGGCGCCGGUCCCAUAUGCUGGAGGUGGCGGGUUCAAACCCAGCCCCGGCCAAAAAAAAAAUCACAAAAAUAAAUAAAUAAAUAAAAAUAAAAACCAGGUGGCACCUGUGGCUCAAAGGAGUAGGGCGCCGGCCUCAUAUACCAGAGGUGGUGGAUUCAAACCCGGCCCUGGCCAAAAACUGCAAAAUAAAUAAAUAAAUAAAUAAAUAAAUGCCAAAAAAGCACAUUGAGAAGCUUCCCUUUCAUUCUGCCACUACCCCCCAGCUCACUGGUGGGCUUAACCUGUGCCUUCUGAGUCAUUCUGGAGAUAACUUGGUUUGUUAUAAACAUAGAUGCAUAUAUACAUACACUCAUUCUUAAAGUUUUUUGUUUUUUUUUUUUGUAGAGACAGAGUCUCACAUUGUGGCCCUCAGUAGAGUGCCAUGGCAUCACACAGCUCACAGCAACCUCCAACUCCUGGGCUUAAGGGAUUCUUUUGCCUCAGCUUCCCGAGUAGCUGGGACUACAGGCGCCCGCUACAACACCCAGCAAUUUUUUUGGUUGCAGUUCAGCCGGGGCCGGGUUUGAACCCGCCACCCUUGGUAUAUGGGGCCGGCGCCUUACCGACUGAGCCACAGGCGCCACCCAAAGUUUUUUGUUUUUGUAGUGGAAGCAAAGUGUACCCUAGACAGUGCAUCUAACUCUUUUUACCAAAUAUACCUUGGGGAUAAUUCCAAGGUAUAAUAGGCUAAAGAUUUGCCUUAUUACUUUUACUCUUGCAGAGUCCUUCAUUGUUUGACUGU
Messenger RNA from Nycticebus coucang (slow loris), 2729 nucleotides. It is a transcript of the gene RNASEH2A, whose product is annotated as ribonuclease H2 subunit A. The record is from RefSeq and is a predicted model, not a curated record. Bases 15 to 917 code for a protein of 300 amino acids. Gene Ontology annotation, molecular function: RNA-DNA hybrid ribonuclease activity; RNA binding. The transcript is spliced from 8 exons. Gene Ontology annotation, biological process: mismatch repair; DNA replication, removal of RNA primer. Lineage: Eukaryota; Metazoa; Chordata; Mammalia; Primates; Lorisidae. Gene Ontology annotation, cellular component: ribonuclease H2 complex.